AUGGCCAACCAAGGAGAUUGGACCUGCGACGCCAACGAUGCUGUCCAGCUCACCUUGGUCCAGCCUGGAGAGCAAAAGCCAGUCACGACCGACAUUUUUCAUCCGCAGUUUACAUACCCUAUCUUCGGCGACGAUGAGCAGGUCUUUGGCUACAAGGGCCUAAUCAUCAGGUUGCGCUUUGCGACACAUGAUUUGCGCACCCACAUUCACAUCUCAUACGAUGAAAAGUUCACAGCCGUUGGCGACGCUGCUGCUGUCGACCUGAACAAGAUUUUGAAAGAAUGGGUCGCCGAAUCUGCCUUCACAAAACUCUCCGAUUAUGAGGGCGCUAUCCAGAAUGAUACACAAGCAAUGAGUUUUACGCCACCGGGCAAACUCAUUCAUUCGUAUAAAUCGAAAGACCGAAACUAUGAGAUUUGGGCCGGAUCUCUUGCUGAUACCGCCGUGCGCAAGCUUCUGGAACGAGCACAGGUCUUCAUACCGUUCUUCAUCGAGGGAGGAACUCCACUCGUCCUCGACGAUCCCGAAUGGACUCUGGAAAGAUGGACUAUUUAUUUCAUCUACGAAAAAGUAACACCCCCUACACCGACGGCAUCGCAGUACGCCUUCGUCGGAUAUUCGACAGUUUAUCGAUGGUGGUUCUACUCGCAACCACGAGAAGAAGACAAAGGCGUUGUCAAGAAUGGCGCCUUCCCGUAUCCCGAGGAGCUUCAACUGUCUACACUUCCGGCUCGUUUACGUAUUGCCCAGUUCCUCAUCCUCCCUCCACACCAAGGCUCCGGCCAUGGAUCCCAACUGUACAACAUCAUCCACAAAGCUUGCGUCGCAGACAAAACGGUUGUUGAGCUGACAAUAGAAGAUCCCAAUGAGGCCUUCGACGUCCUUCGUGAUUCAUCCGAUUACCACAACCUUUACCAAGACUUUCUAAAGCAAGACAUCAACAUCAACCCUAAUCCCUACCCUGAGAACACCGGCAAACGCCGACCCCGCCUCAUGCCUACAGCCUCCUUAAUACCGACCCAAAAGCUAACAGAGAUGCGAGCCAAAUACAAAGUCGCCCCAACACAGUUCGCACACAUCCUAGAAAUGUACCUCCUAUCUCGCAUCCCACACCGCAAACGGGCCAGUGGAGGCGCGAACAUGGCCAGCCUCCUAAUCAAAAAACACAAUGCCAAUGAUGAAGAUGAUCGGAGGUAUUACUGGUGGCGCAUGCUCGUCAAGCAGCGUCUAUACAAGCGCUCCCGCGACAUCCUGAUCCAACUAGACCUACCUGAUCGUAUCCAGAAACUAGACGAAACAGUCACAAACGUCGAGGAAGGCUACGAGGCGCUGCUGACAGUCUUUGAUGCCCGCGAAAAGGGCAGAGCUACUUCUGUACCAGCAACCUCGGAUUCGACAGACGAGGCAAUGGCAGCGGCAGCGACAGUGGCUGAGGGAGCAACCACAAUGCGAGCGAAGCGGAAAUAUGCGAUUGAAGAUGAAGAUGACGAAGAUGAAGACGACGAAAACGAAGAAGAUCGAUCAGCGCGCACUGAGGCCGCGAAGCGUCCCAAAGUGUAG
This is a messenger RNA of Talaromyces atroroseus, 1560 nucleotides long. Its product is annotated as Histone acetyltransferase type B catalytic subunit. The coding region runs from base 1 to 1560 and encodes 519 amino acids. Lineage: Eukaryota; Fungi; Ascomycota; Eurotiomycetes; Eurotiales; Trichocomaceae. The record is from RefSeq and is a predicted model, not a curated record. Gene Ontology annotation, cellular component: nucleus. The transcript is spliced from 4 exons. Gene Ontology annotation, molecular function: histone H4 acetyltransferase activity. Gene Ontology annotation, biological process: subtelomeric heterochromatin formation.